This is a messenger RNA of Aspergillus melleus, 582 nucleotides long. It is a transcript of the gene cnaB, whose product is annotated as calcineurin regulatory subunit B. Gene Ontology annotation, molecular function: calcium-dependent protein serine/threonine phosphatase regulator activity; calcium ion binding. The record is from RefSeq and is a predicted model, not a curated record. The transcript has 5 exons. Bases 1 to 582 code for a protein of 193 amino acids. NCBI's taxonomy places the organism in Eukaryota, Fungi, Ascomycota, Eurotiomycetes, Eurotiales, Aspergillaceae.
AUGGACCCUUCCGGUGGCCCCAACAAUGCCGCCCUGCACGAUGCGCGCCGACGACGAGGCUCGGUCGGAACAUCCCAGCUGUUCGAUAACAUUGUUUCGGCAUCGAACUUCGACCGCGACGAGGUGGACCGACUCCGCAAGCGAUUUAUGAAACUGGAUAAAGAUAGCUCGGGGACCAUUGAUCGAGACGAAUUCCUUUCCCUUCCGCAGGUGUCAUCGAACCCGCUCGCUACGAGAAUGAUCGCCAUCUUCGACGAAGACGGCGGCGGUGACGUCGACUUCCAAGAGUUCGUGUCUGGUCUCUCGGCAUUCAGCUCCAAGGGCAACAAGGAGGAGAAGCUGCGGUUCGCAUUCAAGGUCUACGAUAUCGAUCGCGACGGAUACAUCUCCAACGGCGAACUCUUCAUCGUCCUGAAGAUGAUGGUCGGCAACAACCUGAAAGACGUCCAGUUGCAGCAGAUCGUCGAUAAGACCAUCAUGGAGGCCGAUAAGGAUCAGGACGGCAAGAUCAGCUUCGAAGAGUUUACCGAUAUGGUGGAGAAUACGGAUGUUAGUUUGAGUAUGACGUUGAAUCAAUUCUAA